ACAGUGUACCUUAAAUAAAAAAACAAAGGCCAAAUGAAACUUCCCUCAGCUCACCGUAAACCAUAAAGGACCAAUACAAUAAAAAGCCAUAAAUAAUAUUUUUUGAUAUUAUAUACAAAACCGCUCGGAGAAACCAUGGAAUUACCUUCAAUGGUUCAAAGAUCCGGCGACACUCUAAUAGUGCGCAGUGUAGUUAGUGGUAAUCCCAUUUAUAUGGAUCAAGAAUCAGCAGGAAAUAACAAUAAUAAUAACAACAAAAAUAACAAUAUGAAUUCCCCACAAACAUUAGCAGUAACGAACAAUCCCAACACCCUACUGAUGGAACAUUUCCAACAACUGAAAAGAACCCAAGAACAUUUAAUGCAACAGCAACAACAAAAUAUUGUCCAAGAGCAGCAGCGUCAACAGGCCGCCGCCAUGGAACUUAAAGAGGAAGGUUUGCCGCAAUGUAAAAUUAAACGUAAUUAUAGCUGUAAUUAUUGUACAUAUUUCACACAAAAUCCUCGCUACCACCUGACACAUCUGCGCGAUGUUCAUGGUGAGAAAAUAGUUAUAAAUAAAUGCAAAUUGUGCCUGUAUGCCUCCCGCCACUAUCAGAAACUGGUGCGUCAUAUGAAAAUGGUGCACGGUUGUACCGAUGGCAUAGCCAGCGGUCAUGGUCAGGCUCGUGGUAAGCGUGGCAUGAAUCGUGAGGCGAGGAAAAGGAAACUGGAGGAGAGCGUACCUGCCACGGGUGUGAUAAGUGCUUUGAGUGUGGAGGCUAUAAAUGCGGAACAUCUUAAAGCCGACAUGGAGCAUCAGAAAAUGCAACGUGACAUCGAAGCCUUUAAAAAGCAACAGGAGGAACAACAAAAAUCUCAACAGCAGAAAUUCAAUGAAGCCAUUUUUGCUGCAGCCGCCUAUGAACAGUUAAGGGUCCAACGAGAAAUCGAUAAUAGAGAAUCUCUAAAAGUAGCCGCCACCCAUUCCAAUUAUGAACAACAGCAACAACAAACAUCACCUGUACAAAAUCGUGAAGAUAGUCCUUCCCAAAAUAGAACUUAUGAAACCGCCACACCUGCCCAUCAACAACAUCAUUCGACACCCCUACAAAUGACACCACAACGAUCAAGUUUAGAAUUAACACCUUCUCCUUCGGGCAGUAAUUCCUCACCUCCACCAGCCUUAGCACUACCACCACCUGGCCAUCAGCAGCAUUCAGAUGCUAGAAGUGCAGGUAGUGUUACGCCUCUGGGUGCUUCCGAUGAACCCUCCAAUAAUCGUUUAAUGAAAUGCAGUCUAUGUGAUUUCACCACUUUGUAUCGCAAUCAUUUGCUGGAACAUGAAAUCGAAGAUCAUUGUAAUGCCAAGUUUUAUCGCUGUGAGAAGUGUUCGUAUGUCACACAUAUUAAGGCUCGUUUUAGUAAACAUGUCAAAUAUCAUUCUAUGCCCAUGAUCAAGUGUGUCACGUGUGAUUUUCGCACACCUUACAAAUGGAAUCUGGAUCGUCAUAUGAAAAAUCAUGGUGGAGCGGGUCCUUUUAAAUGUGCUGCUUGUGAUUUUACUGCUGACAUUAAACAAUCGUUAACAGUUCACGAAAUGAAUCAUCAUGUACCACCGGUAGGUCAUGCAGCUGGCAUGACUUUAGCACGCAGACGUAAUAAAGUGGGAGGCACCGACCUCAAUGAGGACUUUUUCAGUGAUUCUGCUGAAAUGUUAGAGGAUCAUUUCAACAACAACAAUAUGGAUGAAUAUGAUGAAAUGCUAAUGACAGCUGGUCCCAUAGGCAUGUAUGAAACGAAAAGAUUGCGUUAUGAUGAUGAUGAACCCACGGAUUUAUCUCAAAAAGGUGGCUCUUCUGAUACAUCCUCCGUACAUAACUCCAAUUUGAGUAUACCGAAAGCCAAGAAACCCCUACCGAAUCUUAUACCCAUAACAAAAGAAAGCGAGAAUAUUUUGAAUCUUUCCACGGACUUGGCCUCGCGGUCUUCACUGUCGGAAAUCGCCUCCAUGUUUUUCAAUGAAAAACAAAUUUCGGAAAUGUUGCAACCGGCAGAUAAAACAGAGGCUAUGGCAGGAGCGGCUUCGCAAUUAUCACCCACCACCACUAUUACCUCUUCAGCCAGCAGUAGAAGUUUGUUGAAUCGCAAGACAGGUUCAUUCUUCGAUAAGAUAAAGUCUUCCUCCGCCACUAAUGAGAAUUUGAUAUGCCCCUGUGGUCACAUGGCCAAGUGCUUAUCAGAGUCUAUAAUUCAUCGUAAAACUUGUACGUUUUCCCCACUCUCCGCCAACGAUGACAUGGACCUGGAUGACGAUGAACAUGAUGAAGAUGGUGAGGAGGGCCGUUUAGAAAUUGAUUUUACCGAGGAUGAAGAAUGUGACAAACAAUCACAUUCGGCUCUUAAUCUCAGUGUUACCGGUUCGACACGUUGCCAGCAUUGUCGUCAUCGUUGCAAGUCUUCGGUGGAUUUAUUGAAUCAUUUGAAAAUCUGCUCCGAGGCUAAUAGUCGCUGUGAUUCUUUGUCUGGCGAUAGUUGUGCUGGUAGUCGUGUUAUGCUGGGUGAUACUAGUGCCAACGAAUUGCAACAUCCCAUGGAAAAUCGUGUUUUUAUUUGGAAUAAAUUACCUCGCAAUCAGCAAGAAGGUAGUGGUGGUGGCAGUGGUUCUCAAAGUUCUGACGGCAAUCAACGUCAACAGCCCAUUAGUGGCAAUUCGUCUUCCAAUGCUGGUGGCAGUUUGUUGAGUGCAAAUAAUGAUGAGAAUAGUUAUUAUGGCGUGGAGACAGCUCCUGGCUAUGGAGAGGUAACUAAAAAGAUGACACCCGAAGAAGAGGCUGCCAAUUCGUCAUUGAAAAAGGUCUACAAAUGUCCUCAUUGUUCAUUUUGGGCUUCCACAGCUUCCCGCUUUCAUGUACACAUUGUGGGGCAUUUAAAUAAGAAACCAUUUGAAUGUUCCCUGUGUUCUUAUCGCUCUAACUGGCGUUGGGAUAUUACCAAGCAUAUUCGCCUAAAGACCAUUAGAGAUCCUAGUCAUAAAAAUGCUCGUGUUCUAAUGAAUGACGAGACCGGUAGGCGAAACUAUACAAAAUACAAUAAAUAUAUCACGCUAAUGAAAGUAACCGAAGAAGAUGGUGAUCCGAAGCUAAUGAAAUCGGGAGAAAUGACCCCGAAUCAGGUAGCUUCUUUGGCUUUUAUUAAUGAUUACAAUAACAAGCAGCAGAGUAACACUUCGACAGCCAAUUCAACAGUUAAUAAUAUUUUAAAUGGUGUAAGGGAAGACAUAACUUUAGAACCUAUACCAGCUAAGGCAUCAGUACCUUCAGUCGAUGAUCAAUUAUCGGAUAAUUUUAUACGUUUGCCCUUUUUGGCUUCCAUGGUCAAUGCAGCCAUGGCUCAGCAGCAACAACAAAAUGAUAAUGAACAAAAUGCCCCCACAUUAAUAACGCCCUCGGUAACAAUAUCGGCUGUAAAAAAAUCGCCACCUGUUAAUCAAAAUUACAAGCCGAGUGAUGAAAUCACUUUGGAAGUUAGACAAGAGGGCAAUGAGAAAAUCACCAACUACAAGUGUCGUAAAUGUAAUUUUAGACAUGUUAAUCGUGAUGCUGUUUUAGCUCAUGUUAAAGUACAUUUUCCGGAUACAAAUCAUGCUAUGAUUUCUCCCAAAUCUUUACAACAAAUGUCUUCCAACAGCAAUGGGCUGCAAGUGGCAGUCAAUCCAAAUCUUUAUAUGAACAAGGUUUUGGCAGCCAUGUGUCUUUCCCAGCAGCAGCAGCAACAACAACAACAGCAGCAGCAUAAUUCCAACCCAAAUGCACAAUUGACCAAUUUAAUGGCUGCCGGACUCUUGGAUCAAGCCAAUAACACCAAUUUAAGCGGUUUAGCUUUAGCUCUGGCCGGUAAAUCUCCCCUUAAGACAUCACAUUUAAAUGCAGCUGCUAAUAUUAUUGAGCAUGGUGAGCAGAAAGCGAGUCUAAACGAGGCAAGUGCCCAAAACACUACGACGUCGCCAAUUCAAUUAACUUUAAAAACUUCACAAAAUCAGCUACAACAGCAGACACUUGCGACGUCUACAUCGUCAGUAACAGGUGUUGGGUCGACGGUGUCGACAAAUUCACCCUCCUUACAGCAUUUAUUAACUUCACCCAGAGGCUCUUUCUCACAAAAUCAAAAUGAUAAUUUAAAUAAUGAUACAAUGGUUAUGGGUUCAACACUACUUAAAAAUAAGUCUGGAUUAAUGACAGCAAUGUCACCGUCACCAUCAUCGGCUACACCGAAUACAAUUGUAACUACCACUACUACUCCUCCUACAACUCCAAAUCAUCUAGCAUAUCAAUUAAAUCAAACAACACCCUUCUCACUGCAUCAUGGUGAAGGGUGUGGUGGUGGUGUUGGUCUAUUAACUGGUGAUAUUAUGGGUGGUAUACAAGAUCAUCAUCAUCAUAGUAUGGUUAUGGGUGUUGGUGGUACUUCCUCCUCCUCCGAUCAUAUACCAACUAGUACUGUAAACAUCAAUAAUAAUAACAAUAAUAUGGCGACUUCUUUAUCCGCCGCUGCCUCAUCUUGUUCUACAUCAUUAUUGUCAUUGUCUAAUCCAAAUUUUAUUCAAACUCAGACUCAAAAUCAUAAUUCAUCUUCUAGUAAUAACAAUAACAGUAAUAAUUUGGGUAAUUUAUCUGGUAAUGGUGUAUCAAACAAUAAUAGUAACUGUAACUAUAACAAUAAUAAUGUUAACGGUAACGGUAAUGGUAACAACAAUAACAAUAAUAAUUUAUUAACGCACGAUACAACUGCCGCCGAUAGGCGUGAUCCAUCGCCAUAUCGUUGUGGUCAUUGUCAUCAAGUAUCAAAUUGGAAGCAUGUUAUUCAGCGUCACUGUCGCUUGAAGCAUGCUGGCGUUAUCAAUAUCGAAACCCUUGAUCGUACAGCCACAAACGAUCGUCAUGCUACACCCAUCUAUAAGCCUUUAGUAAAUGGCGCUACCAAUGAAAGCAACAACAACCAUAAUAAUAAUAGUAAUAGCAACAAUACAAAUUCCACUAAUAGUCAUUAUAAUUUGACUUUAAAGGCUUUACAGCAGCAACAAAAUCAAAAUAAUAAUCAUAAUACAGUACUUAUCAAUAACAAUAACAAUAAUCUACAACUUAAAAAUGCCAACAAUGUAUUAAAAACUGAAACAAACAACAAUAAUAACAUAUUGCCAUCAUCCAUAGCAACGGCUUUAAAUGCUGCAAAUACCACACAGGAUUUACAAGCAGCUGUAGUAUAUUUAGCUGCAGCCUAUAAAGCUGCUACUAACCAAACAAAUAGUGUUAAUACUUUAGCCAAUCUACCGGCUAUUACUAGCAUGGCAGAGGAAUUACUUCUGCAACAGCAAUUACAACAAAAUGAUCAAAUUGAAAUAACCAGAGUUUCGUCUUCAAAUCAUAAUAACAGCAGCAGCAAUAAUAUCUUAACAACCCCUACAACGGCCAACAAUUCAAAUUUGGCUCAAUUAUUGGAGUCAAACUUAAACUCUGCCUCAAAUCGUGUUUCUUCGCCUCAGCACAAUGCCAAAUCGAAACAGCAAAAAUGUCCUCUUUGCACUUAUAUUUGUGAUAGUAAAUCUCAAAUGAAUUACCACAUUUCCUUGCAUAAACCCACUCAGUAUGAGUGCCGCAUGUGUACUUUCGUUUGUGCCAAGAAACAACAUUUGAGUUCUCAUAUGCGCACAGUGCAUCAAAUGCAACAGAAUCAAAUUUUGGCGGCCACAUCUAAUCCAUCGCAGACAACGAAUGCAAAUAGUAUCAAUAUGGAUUUCGGUUUAGCUUUGCAAAUAGCUACAGCUGCUCAAAAUCAGGACUCCACCAACUUAACAACACCACUGGCCAUCGAUUUAUCUGCUUCACCAGUGGCACGUCCUUCAACUACCUUAACACAGAAUAACCAACAUCAGAAUCAUCAAAGCCAAUUACCACCGGAAUAUCAAUAUCGUAUGAUCUACUAUUGUAACAAAUGUCCGGCUCGCUAUGCCCAAAAACACAAUGAUCCAUUAACGGCCCAAAAAGAUCUAGAUGAACACUUAAGACAACAUGAAAAUAACAAUUCCAGCAGCAGCGAAGAUAAACGCAAGUAUCACUGUGACUACUGUGAUUAUCGUGCUAUGCAUGAGUCCAUUAUACAAACCCAUCGUUAUGUGCAUACUACACAAUAUCAAGAGAAAUGCAAUGAAUUGUAUAAGAAUUGUAAAGAGGAUUCUGUGUAUCGGGCACCUAAACUAAUGCAUAUAACCGCCACCAAAAAGCCUCAUAUGCAUGAGACUAUUUGGGUGGUGGAUCAUGACUUAAAUGAGGGUCAUCAUCAUCAGCAGCAGCAGCAACAAACCAAACAUCAUCAAAAUUCGGUAAUAACCUCCAGUUCGCAAAGUAAUUCCUAUGAAGCGGGUAAUUCUUUGUUAAAGAAGCAAUUAGAAUCAAGGCAAGUAUCAGGUUCAGGAACAGCAACUGCAGCAGCUAAUGAGGAGUUGCGUAACAGUAAGCCAAAUCAAGCCGAAGCCGAUGAUUCUAAUACCGCUUCUACCUCGGCCUCAGUGGCAACUGGUGAUUUGGCUCAUGAAAAUGAAUCUCGUCCUAUACCCAUCCCCGAAGAUGUUAGUCCAGAAAAAACCUCUUCGGACAAUGAUAAUAAAGAAAAGUGUGAACAUUGUCCUUUUGAAAGUUCCAACGAGGAAGAAUUUAAAACUCAUUUGCAACAACACAUUUGUGUCUCCCAACAAAAAUUGGCUCACAUCUGUGAGCAUUGCGAUUAUUCAGCCGAAGAGCAGGAUCAAAUAGAAGAACAUACCCGGGUACAUUUCAAUGGUAAUGAAAAGUUAAAGGAUGUUAGUUUCUUUACACGCUAUGAUAACUUAGAAAUAAGUAUGAAACAACCAAAUGAGGAAAAUAAUGAGGAGGAAAAUGUAAAUAUUAAAAAGGAAAUUCCUAAUAAUAACAAUAAUGAAGAAAAUCGUGUUAAUGAAAACUUAAAAGAUUCCUCUGGGGAAUCUAUAAAAGUUAACACCGAACCAAAACAACCCAAAUGUGCUAAAAUUAUUCUAUAUAAAAAUGAUGGCUGUUUAACCAUCAAAAAAGAAACAAAUGAACAGUCUAACCAAAACCAGCAGCAGCAGCAGCAGCAGACAAGCAACAACAUCACUGAAAAUAUAAGUGAUCGUUUGCGCCGACGUAUAAGUCGCCAGGGUGCUGCUGCAGGAGCAACAUCGAAUCAAGAGGAACAAACGUUGACUGCCACGUCAACUUCAAAUACAAGCCAUAAAACUAUACUAGUUAAUGCCAAAACUGGUCAAGUUAUCAGCAGGAAUUAAAUAUUAUUUUUUAUUAAUUUUAAUAAUUUAAAACAAAUUAUUUUAAUUUUUUAAUUUUUAAAUUGCUUUAACAUAUUAUUAAACAUUUUCUUUGUUGCUUUUAAUUGUUAAUUUGAAAACAUUUGAAGUCACGUUUCGUUUGUGUUUGAACUGUAGUUUUAUUUAGUUUUAUUUAAUUUUAAUUGUUAAAUUUUGUUUAUUUUUUUUAAUUAUAACAAUUAGUUUAGAUCUUUUUGUUUUUUAUUCUUGUUUGUUACUAACGUUUUAUUCUGUUCCCACAGUUUGUUAAAAAUAAUUUAUAAUUUUAAUAUUAAUGAAAUAAUAUUUAAGUUUUUAUGUUUAAAAAUUAUAUUUAGUUAAAAAUAUAUCAGGCAGGGGCAGCAAAUUGGUUUAAUUAUUAAUAAAAAUUUUAAAAUAAAUAAAUAAUUAGAGGAAGUUUAUAAACAAAAAUAAUAAUUUAUAAAAAGAAAAUACACUGUGAUGUUCAAAAAAGAAAAAUUAAAAUUUAUUUAAUAUAAAAUGUUUAAAAAUUAGUUAUACAAACGUAUUAUAUAAACAUACUUUAAAAAAAAAAUUAAACAAAAUUUAAGCAAAUUUUUAUUAUAAAUAAUUGUUUGCAGUUUUGAUGAUGAUAAUGAUGAUGCUGCACCUUAAAAAAAUUACAAUUGCACUUUAAAAUUUAUGUUUUUGUAUUUAACACAAUUUUUAACCUUUAAACCAUAAAAUUCACAAUGUUAUAAACAAUUUUUUAAAAGUAUUAACAGUUUCAUGUUAAACUUAAAACAGCAAAUGUUAAAUAUUCAUUUCUCAUUUGCCAGACUUAGUGAAUUUUUGUUUAAACUUUUUAAAGUGGAAUCUUUUUUUUUUUAGAGAAAUGACUUAAAAUUGGUGUAAAAUUUGUUCCUUUUCUAAAUAUUUUAAAACAUUUUGAACAUUUCUAAUUAAACAACAAAAAUGAGUAGCAAAAUAGUCAUUUAUUUUUAUUAAAUCUACAUACAUACAUAAUCUUGGUAUUAUGUAGACAUGUUUGGUUUAUUUUGUAAUAACAAAAAGCUCUAGUUAUUAAUAAUAAUAAUAAUAUUAUUAUAAAACAUAUUCUUAGAUAAUUUUAUGCAUAAACUUUUAACAAUUUACAAGUUAAAGUUGUUUGUUUUUCUAUAUAAAUUUUUAGUUCUUAGUUAUUUAAAAAUGUGUAUUUUAUUUAAAAUAUAUUCCCACCUUAAACAAAUAAUUAUAAUUAAAUUCCAAUUUUUAAAAUAAUUCACUAACUUUUAAGCAAAUCAAACACUAACCAAAAUUUAUUUUCUCUUGCAAAAUAAAAAGACACAAAAAAUUUAUAAAAAUUGUUAAUUAAUUUUCGUUUGGUAUUAAAUUUGAAAAGGUUUCAAAAAAAAAAAACAAAUUUAAUUUAAUAACUCUUUCAGCAACAACUUUAGCUUGUAAAUUGUUUAUUUAUAUUUUGAAUAAAUAUAUUUUACAAACAAAACCAUAACAAAUAACUUAGUUUAAGAGAACAACUUAAUUAUAAACAAAAUUUAAUUAAUUAAAUACUUGUGGAAUAGCGGGGCCAUAAUUUUAUUGAUAAUUAUAUAUAAAAUAUAUAAAUUAAUAAAAACAAAAUUUAAAGAUAAAAAUUUAAAAUGUACAAAUAUUUCCAUAUAUAUUGUUAAAGAAAAAUAGCAUUUAAUCUAACAAAAAAGAAGUAAAAUUGGUGCAAAUAGGAUUCUGUAGUUAAAAUAAAAGCUAUAAAAUUCAAAAAUAUUAAAACAAAUUUUCUUAUUAAUAGAAAACGUCUAAAAGAAACCCUAGUUUUUAUUUAGGCCUUAAUUAUAAUUUGUUGUUUGUAUUAUUUUUGUUUUUUUCUUUUUGCUAAAAUAGUUUAAAAAAGAAAAUCAAGCACACAAUAAGCACACUUUACGCACACAAUUUUAGAAUAUAUUUUGAAAAUAAAAAAAAAAGUUUUGAAAAAUAA
Molecule: messenger RNA, 9289 nt
Organism: Lucilia sericata (common green bottle fly)
Lineage: Eukaryota; Metazoa; Arthropoda; Insecta; Diptera; Calliphoridae
Product: probable serine/threonine-protein kinase DDB_G0282963
Exons: 7
Coding region: 136-7317 (2393 amino acids)
Biological process (GO): regulation of gene expression
Cellular component (GO): nucleus
Source: RefSeq, a predicted model, not a curated record